Messenger RNA from Closterium sp. NIES-67, 4916 nucleotides. Lineage: Eukaryota; Viridiplantae; Streptophyta; Zygnematophyceae; Desmidiales; Closteriaceae. The record is from the annotation of a GenBank genome assembly.
GCCAAGCUCCAAGACCCUGCAGGCAGCUUGACUCCAUGGAGACUGGAUGGAGUCCAGUCUGGCCAGGCAAUCAGCUGAUCUGCAGCGCACUGUGCACUGGUCUAGAGUCUAGACCAGAUGAGCACACACCCCCCAGAACAAGCCUCCCCGCCGGGCAGCACAAGGCUGUUGAGUUGAGCCUCCAUCUCCAUGACGCCUGCCCUUCACGGAGCUCAUUUUCGCCCGCAAGGGACGCAUGACAUAGAUCGCAACGUUUUAGGUCCAGGAAGAAGCGCCGCCGUGGCCUACGAAAUGAUGGCUACCAUCCCUCAAGAGCAUGCCCCGCCGUUCAAUCCGGACGACGCGCGCACCGCCUUCCAUCGCCGGAGCGUGUCUCUCGCGACGGCCACCGCGCAUCUGCGAGAUGCGAACCAGGCGUGGUCGUCGCCCACCCUUUUCGCUCCCCCACAGCGCACGCCGCUGCCCGAUCUCCCGCCUUUGUUAGAAAUUUGCGGCAACGACGGAGCCGCAGCGCAGGUUGCUGACGCGGCGCAGCGGAGAGAUGCGUCGGGAGAGCAAAUGGCCAACGUGGCACUGUCAGACGCCGUCGCUAAUGGCCAGCUUCGUGGUGAAGAGGUGCCAGGCAUGCGGCCGUUAGGGCGAACCCGCUCUCAGGCCAUCGGACCCACUUACCCCAAACCGCGUGCGACCCUAAUCGCGUCGCCUUCUCAGCGCUUCGCGCCGCACGCGUUCUCGGCGAGCUUGAAAUCGAAGACAAACGAGCACGCGGCGCGCAUCAGGAACAUGAUGCUGAAAGAGAGUCUCGAGCCCUCGGAGCCGGCUCUGGUGCCGCCCUCGACGGAGCACCCCGCGGCUGCACUCGACGACUCCGACAACCCGCGCGCACCGCCGGAGAGACCGCUCCUAAACUCUCCGCUGCGGCAGCAGCAGCGGGAUUUAAGCGGCGAAACAUCGGUGGAAGCAACGGUUACGGCGGGGGUUCACAGGCGGGGGGGUAGCAACCAGUGGACGGGGCUGGCGGCGCAUUCUCCGCACCCCCCGCCUGCGAGCGCGCUGAGUCGGCGCGGCAGCAUCACCAGCAGCCACGCCCGAGACAGCAGUUACGGCAGCGGCAUUAGUGGCUUCAGCGGUAUUAGCUUCAGCGGCAGUAGCGCUAGCAGCGUCGGCACGAGCGGCGCGCAUAGCGGCAUGAGCAGCAACGCGGGGCUGCCGGCGGUAGCAGGCAUCGCGCCAAUCACCGCUCCCCCCGUCUCCCCGGGUCUACACUCCGCCGAUCCUAUCGCUGUCUGCACCGCUGCUACGGGUAGGGUAGCGCCAGUCACACUCGAGUUACCGGCUUCGCCUGCGUCGUCAGCGUCGCCGGCGUGGUCGCCUGCGCCAGUGUCGCCGGACGACAGGGGGUUCUUCCCUACCAUUCGCAGGGCGAUCUCUCUCGCCGUGCCGCGUGCCAGGCCGCCGCAGCCGCAGCAGCCGCCAUUGCCACAAGGCCAUCCCGUGCUCCAGAUACCACCGAGAAUUAAUCCCCUCCUUGCCCCAUCGAAUACUGAACCGUCACCUUCGUCUCGUGACGUGGCUCUAUCCCAUUCGUCAGCGCAGCAGAGAAUCGAAACCGCGGUUUGCCCCAGAUGCGGGCACACGAUGGCUCCCCCCUCUUCCGAGGGCGGGCGGGGGUCCGCGCAGGAUGCGGAGGGGCGGAAGGUCCGGCGGCGCGUGCCGGCCGCAGCGGUGGAAGCGGCGGCGAUGGCGGCUAAAGCUGCGCAAGCCGCCGCGACGGCCGCAGAGGCGGCUGCCGCCGCCGCUAAGGAGGCCGCCAACGCCGCCGCCGCUGCCGCCGCAGCGAUCGCGGAGGAAACAGACAGUGACUGUUGGGAGAGUGACUGUACGGGGGAAGACCCGGGGAAGGGCGCCGUAGGAGGCGCCGGAUGGGUCAGGGGAGCGGGCGACGAGGCGGCAGUGACAGUUGAGGCUAGAGGGUCGUCUGGCGGCCACGGGCAGGCGGAGGGGAGAGGCGGGGAGGACACGCGGUGUGAGGCGGUAGAGUGCGGGGAAGGCGGUGCGAUGGGCGCGGGGGAAGGGGAAAGAGCGGCGGAAGAAAGCGCAGAGGCAGCGCGGGCGGAAGCAGAGGAAGGAGCAGGGGCAGACCCAAGGGGGGGAAGUGAGACGGCUGCGGGGGGGUAUGGGGAGCCAGGGGGUGAUGAGGCGGAGGCAGGGGCAGGAGGAGAAACAGGCGCAGGGGCGGGGGGACGGGGGCAGAGGGCGCAAGGCAAAUACAAGCAAAGGUCGCCCCGGCCUGUGACUGUAGCGAGGAGAGGUUUUCGUGCUGCGCUCUCGGCGCAGUCGUCCCCCAGCGCGAGCAGCAGCGCGGCCAGUGAGGACGCGGGGGCGAGGGGACGGCGCGAGGGCGCGGGGGAGGCGAGGGAGGAGGAAGGGGCGCGGGAAGGCAUGUCGCCGGGGCAUGCGGCGCGGCUGUCUCCGUCGCCCCACUCGCCCCAGACGCACGAGCCCUCGCGCCUGUCGCCCUCUGCGCGAUCGCCGCAUGCCACGUCUCCACGGGCUGCGGUGGCGGCAGCAGUGGGUGUGUCGCCGCGAGCAGGCGUGGGGGCCCGCGCGGACUCGCCGUCGCCCUCGCCCUCGCAUGGUGCGCACUACCCGGGCGCCCGCCACAGCAGCGGCGACGACGAGCGCUGCCACGACCACGAGCACAGCACGUAUGGUGGUGCUUCGCCCUCCGGGGCCAUUCAUCCCCCCGCCCAGCACGGGCAGCACGGGCAGCCUGCUUGGCAGCCUGCUUGGCAGCCUGCGGGGCAGCCGGCGGGGCUGCCCGUGAGCCCGUCCCUGGAGGCGUACCUCACAGACGGGCGCGACGAGGCAGGGAGUGCCGCACAGGACGGCUGCCAUGAGGCGCGCGGUGACGGCUGCCAGGACCGGGAGGGCCCUGACACCUGCCAUGAGGGGCACGCGGACGACACGGACAACAUGGGAGGCGUGGGAGGCGUGGGAGAGAUGGGGGGCAUGGAGGAGGGGCUUGCGGAUGGCAUCAGCGGCAGCCCUCUCGCUACAUCCAGCAGGCCUCCUAAGUCGCCCAAGCCGGAGCCUGCACUGUCGCCCCACACUGCGCUGUCGCCGCACACUGCGCGGGGUAGGGGAGGGGAGCGGGCAGGGGGGGAGAGGGCGCGGGAGGAGGAGGGGCGCGAGGGGGGCGGGGAGCAACGCAGGCGGCAGGCGCGAGCACGCCAGGCGCCUCUGAGGUCGCCGCGGUCGCCGCGAACACGAGCGGUGAGGGACGGUGCGUGGCGGUGCAAGUCCAUGCAGGACGUUGCUGGACGAUCCGCCAGCAGCGUCAGCGGUGGCGUUGGCGCCGCUGCUGGCAGUGGCAGCGGCGGCGGUGGUGCUGUGCCCGCUAGACCCGCCUCGCGCACGCGGUCCUUCCGACAGCCGUCGCCGCGCGGGGCGCACAAGGGAGCAGCAGGGGGGGGUGGGGGCGCAGGGGGAACUGGGGCGGGGGGGAGAGUGCUGCGCAAGGCGGGGUCAGAGUCAGAGGCGCGGGAGGGAGGUGGGGGGAGCAGACGAGAGACGGGCGGCAGGAGCGGCGGCGGGCAGGCGUCCCCGUCGCCCAGGGCGCGCUCCAAGUCGCCAGCGGAGGGACCGCGGUCGCCACGCGCAGCAGGCAGGUCGCCGCGCCCAAGGCUACCGUCCCCCACGACAGGGCUGGUGGGCGGGGAGGUAGGCGCGGGGGGGAGGAGCAGGCAGCCGCGCAAGGUGAGCAGCUGGGGCGGGCCUGGCGGGGCAGAGGGCGGGGCAGGGGGAGAGGGGGAGGGGGAGGGGGAGGCGGAGGUGGAGGAAACAGGGCGAGGCUCGGGAGCGGAGAGAGGGAGAGCGGGGCGGGGAAUCUCGCAGGGCGGUAGGGGCCAGGGGGGCUCGUCGUCCUUCUCGUCGGGGUCGCGGCGCGUGACGGACUUCAUCCUGGGGCGGCCGUACCGCGACGUGGGCGAGGCGUACGAGGUGGGCGGCGAGCAGCUGGGCGUGGGGCAGUUCGGCGUGAUCCGCGCGUGCGUGAGCCGCAGCACGGGGCAGGCGAUGGCGUGCAAGGCCAUCAGCAAGGCGCGCAUCGAGGUGCAGGAGGACGCGGAGGACGUGGCGAAGGAGGUGCGCGUGCUGCAACAGCUGCGGGGCCACCCCUGCAUCGUCAAGAUCCAACGCGCCCUGGAGGACACCCAGCACGUGCACAUCAUCAUGGAGAUCUGUCGGGGCGGCGAUCUGUUUGACCGCAUCAAGGCGGGCGGCAGGCUGAGCGAGCGCAGUGCGGCGGUGAUCACAGAGCGGCUGGUGGAGGCGCUGCUGUUCUGCCACGCACGCGGCGUGGUGCACCGCGACGUGAAGCUCGAGAACAUCCUGCUCAAGCACCACGGCGACGACUCCGACAUCCGCCUCACUGACUUCGGCAUGGCGGCUGAGUUCCGCCAAGGCGAGGUAUUGACAGAGCUGAUCGGCACGCCAUACUACAUGGCGCCCGAGGUGCUGGCGGGGGCGUACGGGCCGGACGCGGACAUCUGGAGCGCGGGGGUGGUGCUCUACAUCCUGCUGUGCGGGCUGCCGCCCUUCUACGCGGCGAGCAACGAGGGCAUCUUUGAGGCGAUCCGCAGCAAGGAGGUGCAGUUCCAGUCCGCCAAGUGGCAGGGCGUGAGCGGCGGGGCGAAGCUGCUGAUUGCGAGCAUGCUGGAGAAGGACCCGCAUGAGCGGAUCACUGGCGAGGAGGUUCUAGAUCAUCCAUGGAUAAAAGAAAAUGUGCUUGAGAACUGACUUAGGUUAAUCUAAUCAUCGUAAAUAAUGUGUUGCAAGGCUGAUGAUAAUGUAUUGUCUUAGAGGCAUAUAUGCGUAUCAGUUCGGUGUGGAAUUUUACUCGGGGACUUCAAGUG